Molecule: messenger RNA, 1752 nt
Organism: Protopterus annectens (West African lungfish)
Lineage: Eukaryota; Metazoa; Chordata; Ceratodontiformes; Protopteridae
Product: procathepsin L-like
Exons: 9
Coding region: 606-1607 (333 amino acids)
Biological process (GO): immune response
Cellular component (GO): lysosome
Molecular function (GO): cysteine-type endopeptidase activity
Source: RefSeq, a predicted model, not a curated record
GGGGGGGGGGGCUGAGCUAAACCGAGACUGUAAGUUACCAAAUGGGUUCCUCAGAACAGAAACACACAUGUGUAAAUGCAGUAUUGUGCAUGCAGUUCAUGCACACAGACGUUCCCAAGGCUGCUUUCCUCCUUUGCAGAGUGCCGGCAAAGCUGGGAAAUGCCUGCUGCACGAUGCAUAGCUGGCUUUUCCAGUACAGCUUCUGGUUUAGGUUUUACAACACGGCCAGCCCAUUCAGGAUGAUGAUUUUAAUCCUGCCCACAGGCUCUGAACCUAGAUAUCUCACGUUACCGACGCAUUCCAUCCCGUGUUAAGUCAGCUUGCUGAAUAAACUCCCCACAAGAGUCACCGAUCGGAAUUUCCUUCCUCGGGUUCGGUUCUAGCUGAGGUCACAUGCGCGCUCCGCCACACCUCGCAACGCUGUUUUUGCCCUAACAGGCAAAUAACUCGUUUAUUGCCCCAAGAUUCAGGUGAGAGGCUGGGCUUUUCCAGCUGCUUCAGAAUAUAAAACCCAGUCACGGAGUCAGGGAAGCACUUCCAGCAAAGGAGCCCUCCUGGAUAGAUAUCUGUACCCAGAGGUGGCCUGCUCUUACUGUUGACUCAGAAUGAAGGUGCUUCUGCUCUGUGCUGCCCUGGGGGCAAUGGCCUGCGCUGCCAGCCUUACGGUGGAGGACAUGGAAUUCAGCGCCUGGAAACUGAAAUACAGUAAAUCCUAUUCCUCAUCAGAAGAAGAAGCUCAUCGUAAGGAGAUCUGGCUCACAAACCUUAAAUAUGUGAUUCUGCACAACAUGCUAGUAGACCAGGGUCUCAAGACCUACCGACUGGGAAUGACAUACUUUGCUGAUCUGGAAAAUAAGGAAUACAAGAAACUGGCAUUUGGUAACUGCCUGCUGAAAUUUAAUGCUACACGUAGCCAGGGUUCAACCUAUCUCUCCUCGGAACAGAAACUCUCUCUUCCUGACAGUGUUGACUGGAGAAUAAAGGGCUACGUCACUCCAGUCAAAAAUCAGAAGCAGUGCGGCUCCUGCUGGGCCUUCAGUUCAACAGGAUCUCUAGAAGGACAGAACUUCAGGAAGGAACAAAAGCUGGUUUCACUAAGCGAACAGCAGCUGGUCGACUGCUCUACAUCUUAUGGGAACGAGGGCUGUGGUGGUGGGUUCAUGGACUACGCAUUUGAAUAUAUCAAGGCAAACAAAGGAAUUGAUACAGAAGAAGCCUAUCCAUAUGAAGCUGUUGAUGGGCCCUGCCGGUUUGAUUCUAGCAAAGUUGGAGCCACUUGCACUGGUUAUGUUGACAUUCCUUCCGGAAAGGAAACUGCUCUUCAGGAGGCUGUGGCCAACAUUGGUCCUGUUUCUGUUGCCAUAGAUGCUGGCCACGCUUCUUUCCAGCUGUAUCAGUCAGGUGUUUACAAUGAACCACAAUGCAGCAGUGUAAAUCUGGAUCAUGGAGUUCUGGUUGUUGGGUAUGGAACAUUAAAUGGGAAAGAUUACUGGCUGGUAAAAAACAGCUGGGGCCUUUCUUGGGGUGACAACGGCUACAUUUAUAUGUCAAGAAACCACGAUAACCAGUGUGGAAUCGCCACAUCUGCCAGUUACCCAUUAGUGUAGAGAUGCAGAUGUCUCCAUUGCUUUGAACAUUGUUUGCACCAAGAAAAAGAAAGAAUUAAAGAAGAAAGCAUGAGUACAACUGUAUAAAUAGUAGAUUUGUAAAUUUACAAGCACAUUAAAAAUAAAUUGCAAUACAUUAUUUUUA